Messenger RNA from Salvia splendens (bonfire salvia), 2073 nucleotides. RefSeq names its product probable spastin homolog spas-1. The record is from RefSeq and is a predicted model, not a curated record. Lineage: Eukaryota; Viridiplantae; Streptophyta; Magnoliopsida; Lamiales; Lamiaceae. Gene Ontology annotation, molecular function: ATP hydrolysis activity; ATP binding. Bases 143 to 2005 code for a protein of 620 amino acids. The transcript is spliced from 14 exons.
UGAAACUUAAAUUCGUAAAUCGAAUUUGGAAUUGGGUAACGAUUUAAACUGUAGUAGUGUAGCCUGUAGCUACUCCGCUGAUUCUUGCGCGCCACGAAACACCGCCGUCUUCCACCAGCUAAGGAGCGGCGGAUCCACCGCCAUGGCCACUGUUCGGCGUCUCGCUCGGGCACUCACCUCACGCCGCUCCAUCGCCUCUGCUAAAACCCUAAACCCUCGCCCUUACCUCUCGCCAAUUCCUCCUCUCCCACUCUCAGCUGCACCUCUCUGCAAUCGGAGUUUUGAGCAGCAAAAAUCAUAUGGACCAGAUGGUUGGAAACCAGAAGGGCUGCCCAAUUUUUUGGCUCACACUGCUUUGGCUGGAUUACUUGGAUUUGGAAUGUUGAAUGUAGCCUUAGCAGAUGGUGAUGAGGAAGAUGCUAAAAGUUCGCCAUUGCCUAAAAGCAGCUCACCUUUGCCUGAAAGCAGCUCAUCUUUGCCUGAAUAUGCAAAAGUUCCCCCAUCACUGGAAUCUUCUCCUGCUGCAAGGCAGCAAAACCUGGAUGAAAUUGCAAAGAAAGACAAAGCUCGACUUAUAGAAUUACUCAAGAACAAAGGAGGACGAACUGGUUCUUGUCCUAAUUUUACUGUUUCUGUUAAGGGACCAAAGGUUUCAAUCAAGUUCCAAGUUCCUCCCUCAGCUGAAAUCCCUUUCCUCAUUGCAAACUUUGUUUCACGUCUUGGGGUCAAGGCCGAGGAUAAUUCUGUUGGAUCAGAUAUGAUACUGCGUGCUUGGGACAGUGGUGUUGCCUGGCAACUAGCGCUCAGUCGUCCAACAGCUCCAAAAGGAGCAAAUGGAGAUCAAGGUGAUGCAAAUGGCAAAAGUGUAGAGUCUACGGACAAUGAAGAGUUAUGCAUUGUCAUAUUUCGUCCACUCAUUAGCUCUGAUAAAGCUGAAAUUGAGCUCAUGAAACAGGGUAGUUUUACUUCUGAGGAACUUGAUGCUUUGGCAUCUGUCUUACAGCUAGCAGGAAAGCCAAGAAGCUUCGGAUUAGGGCCAAAGGGAGGUGCUGCACAGGUUCCAGCAGUAGACAAGACAAUCUCUAAUCUAGAGGGAAUGGGAGUCAAAAUUUAUGGACUUAAAUCUCCCAACCUAGAAGACCCAAAUGCAGAUAUAUCUUGGGAUAACAUUGCUGGCUAUGAUAAUCAAAAAAGGGAAAUAGAAGAUACUAUAUUACUGGCUCUAAAGAGUCCAGAAGUGUAUGAUGACAUUGCCCGCGGUACUCGGUGUAAGUUCGAGACCAACAGACCCCGUGCAGUGCUUUUUGAAGGCCCACCAGGUACAGGGAAAACAUCUUGCGCUCGUGUAAUUGCUAAUCAAGCGAAAGUUCCAUUGUUAUACGUCCCAUUGGAAAUUGUAAUGUCUAAAUAUUAUGGUGAAAGUGAGCGGUUGUUGGGGAAAGUGUUUUCACUGGCUAAUGAACUCCAAGAAGGCGCUAUCAUUUUCCUUGAUGAGGUUGAUUCACUUGCUACUACCCGUGAUAGUGACAUACACGAGGCCACACGUAGGCUUUUGUCCGUAUUGUUGCGACAGAUUGAUGGAUUUGAGCAGGAAAAGAAAGUUGUGGUUAUUGCCGCAACCAAUAGAAAACAAGACCUUGAUCCGGCUUUGCUCAGUCGAUUUGAUUCCAUGAUCACUUUUGCCAUACCGGAUCAGCAGACUCGUGAAGCUAUUGUGACUCAGUAUGCUAAGCACUUGACAACCUCUGAAAUUGCUGAACUUGCCAGAGCUACCGAAGAAAUGUCUGGUCGUGACAUAAGAGAUGUAUGCCAACAAGCUGAGAGGCAAUGGGCAUCCAAGAUUAUCCGGGGAAAAGUGCAGAAAAACGAAGAACAGAGCUCACUUCCUCCUCUUAGAGAAUAUAUUGAAAGUGCUGUAAAACGACGAACUGCUAUUCGCUCCGUCACUAAUCAAAUCGGAAAUCCUAGCCCUCUUUCCAAAAAGCCUCAGUUCGAUUUUAUGUGAAGCUCUUAGGCUAUGUAUCACAGUUGACAAUUUUCCAUAUUUAUUAAAUUUGUCCCUAUACAGGCAAA